Messenger RNA from Medioppia subpectinata, 796 nucleotides. The record is from the annotation of a GenBank genome assembly. Lineage: Eukaryota; Metazoa; Arthropoda; Arachnida; Sarcoptiformes; Oppiidae.
UGUUAGUAGUGUUUGUGAGUGAAGUGUCGGGUGUUUGGGGUUUGCGGUGACAAUGGGUAACAUUCAUACUGUGGGCCCCAACGAGUCUCUGGUGGUGUCGGGGGGCUGUUGCGGGUCGACCAAGAAGUUGUUGGUGGUGGGUGGCUGGUCGUGGGCAUGGUGGCUCGUCACCGACGUGCAGCGACUGUCCCUCCAAGUGAUGACAUUAUCACCUCGUUGUGAGAGCGUCGAGACGAGCCAAGGGGUGCCCCUCACUGUCACGGGUGUCGCCCAAUGCAAGGUCAUGACGGAGAAGGAGUUCCUCACUAUCGCUGCCGAACAGUUUCUCGGCAAAAGUGUUGACCACAUCAAGUCUGUCAUCCUUCAGACACUUGAGGGUCAUUUGCGGGCAAUUUUGGGCACUUUGACAGUGGAGGAGGUGUAUAGAGAUAGGGAUCAGUUCGCAUCACUGGUGCGAGAAGUGGCGACACCCGAUGUGGGGCGGAUGGGUAUAGAGAUCCUGUCGUUCACCAUUAAGGACGUGUACGACAACGUGGAGUACUUGGCGUCUCUGGGAAAGGCGCGAACGGCUGCUGUGAAGCGCGACGCGAACGUAGGCGUGGCUCAGGCCGAACGCGACGCCGGUAUACGUGAGGCCGAGUGCGAGAAGUCGGCAAUGGAUGUGAAGUACGGCGCGAACACAAAGAUCGAGGACUCGCACCGACUCUUUUUGCUACAAAAGGCACAGUUUGACAGCGAAGUGAACUCGAAGAAGGCUGAGGCACAGCUCUCUUAUGAAUUACAGGCCGCGAAAAUG